CACUUUUGGAUCUCUGUCAAAUCCAGCUUCUUCUCCUCAAUGAUCCGUUUUGACUUUGAAGACCAGCAUGGAUACCACAUCCUCUCUGAUGAGCAGGCAACACUCUGUGGUUACACCGUCCUAAUCAAUGAUGUUGGAGACCUCGUGUUUCGUGCCUCUUUCCAGGCCUGCCAUGUCCACACUCAAAUGGGCUCCGACUAUCACCUGCGUGUCUGGUUUGUGAACCUCCAGGCAGAAGGGAAGGUGGAACUGUUUCCCUUCCAGCUCCACUGCUCUCUCCAAGGCCAGUGGAGUACCAGAGAAUUCAUCUGUGAAGAAAACUAUAUGGAGGUGUCCAUCAAGCUACCUACCUUGACUAUAAAAUCCAAAAAUAAUAAAACGGCAGAAAUAGCUGUGAUGUUUCAUAGGGAGAAACAGCCACCAGAAGGAGCCAUGGUGAUGUCUCUGACAGAGGCGGCUGCUCUUAGCUACCACAUCUCAAUACGUGGCUCACAUUUAAUCCUCCGCUGUCCCUAUUCCUCUGCUCUCUCGUACAUCAUGAAGGUACACAGGAACAGCAAUGUUUACUCUGGAUUAGAUGGGCAUCCUUUAUUUAUUUAUAGUUUUGCCUAUUGUGUUUUUGUUUUCUCGCGGUCUUUCUGUUUUUUUCAGGACAGUGGAGUGGAUUUGGAGAUUGUCAGUGCAAUUACCCUGCACCAACACCAAAGCAACUUCUUUGCUGUUGACGCCACUGUUGCUUGUACCCUGGAUGAGGCGACAGCAGAUGGGUCUGAAUUGCUGUGGACUGUCCCUUUUAUUCCGUCUCCUCUCGUUCGUGGGCAGUUCAGGAGCAGAGGUGUAAGGGUCGGAAUUAGCGGUGAAGCGCUGAGUGAAUCUGACAUGAAAGAGAAACAAUACAAGAUCAACCUGCAGCAGAGGCAAGUGGAAGUCAGGAUUCCUGUAGGAGCCCCUGAUGGACACAUUAAGAGUGGUGUUGUGAAAGGACAGUACAGUCAGUCCAUCUCUGUGGAUCUAUUCUUCAUGAGUCAGUGGGAGGAUGAGCACUGGCCUCUGUCACAGCAUCGCUCCCUCAGGCUCCUUAGGACUCCUCUCAUCCCUCAAACGCCUGUCUUGACCAGAGACAGAGUUGCAACAGAGGGAACAUUUUCUGUGACUUUUGGCCCUUUUGCCCCCGAUGUUGUCCUCCAGACGGUGACAGUAGACAGUGGUGGUGACCUUUUAACUUGGAGCCAAAGUCAACAAACACAGAGAGACGUAGAUCUAGCGGUGUCCGUGCUCUACCACAUUAAUGGGAGCUACUUCCAUGUCAGUUUCCUCUUGUCACACCCAAAAAUAAUCCCUGAGUAUAUAGGUGGUGGCUAUAGGACGUACAGCUUCACUUUCAUCUUUACUCUUAACAUCUUACCUAAUAGAGAAGUGUUUUACCAUCACACCACCAUAGAGCAUAGUGUUGAGUACACAGGUUCAGGUUCCCCCAGACUGGAGGGGAAAUGCACAGCCAACAGCCUGCUGGUGCUGCUGCACCACAGGGCCCAGGAUGAGCUGCAGUGGGAGCUCUUUCUCGGAGCUCGCAAGCUAGACUGGUACCUGGUGGAGAUGGGUGGGUUCAUGGUUGAGGCAGAAGAGGACUACUUAACUGUGGAGAUUCCGAUGUACAGCCCUGGGUUAAAUUAUGAGGAGUUGACAUUGUCGGGUUUUGUGGCUGGAGUGAAAGUGUUCGUUGUGGAUGCCGAGUCUCUGAAAGUGCAGGACAGUCUUGUCCAUAACUGCACUUUUCCUGUCAGAGAACUAUUAGUAUGUUUGCCAGAAGGGAGAAUAGUGGCAGUGGUCGACACCACCCACACCAUUCCGCCCACUCACCCCAACCGAACCACUCUUUUGGACCCCAACUGUGUUCCCAUGGAGACGGACAGUGCCAGAGCUCUAUUCAACUUCAGCGUGGACUCCUGUGGGACAAUUGUCACUACAGAGGGAAAUGUCUUGGUGUAUGAAAACCAAAUCAGUUACAACCAAGAUUUUCUGCCCUUGGAUGAUCCACUUAUACAUAGGGAUUCUCCGUACAAAUUAACAAUCCAGUGUCUCUACCCUGCAAACGAUAGCAGUACUCUUACAAUCCAGUAUCCUUUUGUUGUCUUGGUCAGCAAGUGUAGUUUGUUAGCAGUUGUGCUAACUUUAGACACUGCCAACACACGAGGGAUUAUGGCUCUUGGCUUUUGCUUUGGAUUGGCUUUGCUCCUCGUUGUGUGGUCAUGUGUGAAAUGUGAUCAGAUUCCCGAAGGAGUUUAUCGUAUGGAGUGUCAUGAUCGCCAUUUCAUGAUAGCUGUUGAUCUCUCCUUCACUGGAGAGGAACCUAGCUUUGAGGCUGUUGAUGGAACAGGCGUGUAUCCCAUCACAGAGCAGUAUGCAGCCGAGUGUGGCUACACUGCCCGUGUUCUCCCUCUACAAGGCCGUGUGGAACUCCGAGCCUCUUACUUCAGCUGUCACACUGACAACAAAGAUGAAUUCUUCACUUUCAACUUCAACCUGCUUUUAGUACGUGAUGGAGAGGUGGUCACCUAUACCGUCAGCAAGACCUGUUCACUCUCUCUGCCCUGGUCUCCCAGAGAGAUGACAUGUGAAGUCAACUACAUGGAAGUAUCUGUGAGGAGUGAAGUCACAUGUCCAUCUGCAACAACGAAAGACUCGAAAGCUUCUCUAAAACCUGCAUAUGCUGCAUCUGCCUCAGACUGGCAGGUAAGGUUUCAGAGAGAGGAGCAGUUGAUUCCCAUGAACCUUUCGGAAGCUCGUAAGCAGGGCUACGUGUUUUCCCUGACAGAAGGAAGGCUUGUAUUUCGUACACCGUACGGACAACCGGACUCAUUUAGCAAGGAGGUGAAUGGUGUUCCUGUAGAGGUGGUCCAUGCAGCUGUGUUCUCCAGACAAAGCUGGGUUGUCCUCGUGGUUGACCUUGUAGCUGCCUGCUCCAUGUAUGAAGAAGCAUAUGACGGUGGAUACAUAGUAUGGAAAACCCCUGAGCUGUUGCACCCAUUGGUGUCAGAUAUACGUGACACACAGGUCAACAUUGGUGUCAAUGGUGAACUUGUUGAGCAGCCAGUGGCAGAGGAGCGAGGCUACGUUAUUGAGAAGCACAAUGCUACAGUUGAGAUCCACAUCCCUUAUAAUGCUGAAGGAGGACACAAGAAUAGCCUUGUGAUUGGCGACCUGUACGAGUACUACAUCUUUGAACUUUAUCUGGAGCAAAUCUCAGUGGAUGAGGAUCACGUUGACACCAGGCUACGCUUUCACAGGACACUUGCCACUCCUCUGCUUCCACAUCCUGUUUUUACUGAGAACCGAACAAUUCAUGAUGAACAUGUGUUCACCAUCUACCUGGGAGAUGUCCCCGAGGAUGUUGCGCUGACUGCUGUGGCGUUGAAUGGACACACAUUCACAGCUCCGUUUACAAAUGCAAGCGGCUACAACAUCGCUAAAGUUGUUCACCCCAACAACACCCAUGGCUACACUCUGACAGUGCCCUUCGAUAACCCUGUUGUCGUACAGCAGUUCUCCAAAGAAAAUGCAGCUAUGAAGCACGUGCUGGUCGUCAACUACACACUGACGGUUCUGCCUGAUAAUGGGCCUUACUACCACCAGACGUCGGUCGUGGCACUAACUAAUGCCUCUCCUCCAGAGUUUGAGGCCGUCUGCUCAGAGUUUGGCAUCAGCUUCAAACUGGACCAUCGGCCUUAUGACUACCUGUGGUACAUUGGUAUCGGUUCAGACCGGCUGACACCACAGCUGGCAGCUCAGCACAACUACAGCAUGAGCAAUGACAGCCAGAGUUUAUUGCUCAGUGUACCACUCUACACUCAUGGAUAUGAAUACAAGGACAUUUCUUUGAAGGGAUUCCUUGGCACGUUUGAGAUCCUUGUAAGGGAUCAUGAAACAUCAGAGGUCCAGAGAUCAACCAUCAAGACUUGUCCUUUCACUCCUACAGAGUUCAUCAUGUGUUCGACUGACGGUAGGAUGACUGUCAUGGCUGAUUUAUCUUCGUCCAUACCACGUGGUGAGAUCCCUGCCAGAAGCAACCUGGUCAACAAAUACUGUGGCCCCAAAGAAGUAGAUGACACCAGGGCUCUCUUCACAUUCCCACUCAACAGCUGUGGAUCCACAGUCAAACUUGGCAAGGACUCUGUGACCUAUGAAAAUGAGAUCUUCUUCAGCAAGAAGUUUCAAUCGGAUUCCAGCAAUGUUGUAGCAGGGGUCAAACUGCAGUGUACAUAUCUUCUGUCUGGGCUCCAUCGGCUCUUCUCGGUGUACAAGUUUGAGUCUGACACAGUUGGCCUUGGACACGUUGUACAUUCUGCACACUCAACUGAAGUAGAGCUACAGGAACCCAUGGCGUUCACUGCAGUGCUUCAAACAACGCUGCCUCCUACCAGACGACAGACAAGACUUGCCUUAGGAAAACCUGCUUACCGUCCUAAUCUGUACAAAGUCUUCAAAUUUUUGAAGUUGGCAAAAGGAGCCAGAGGACCAACACAAACCUAGUGCGUUUUGGUUGAAUGAUUUCUUUUAUGAAUAAAAUAUAUCCUUAAAUGCUG
Messenger RNA from Solea senegalensis (Senegalese sole), 4583 nucleotides. RefSeq lists its product as uncharacterized. The record is from RefSeq and is a predicted model, not a curated record. The coding region runs from base 40 to 4530 and encodes 1496 amino acids. The transcript has 33 exons. Lineage: Eukaryota; Metazoa; Chordata; Actinopteri; Pleuronectiformes; Soleidae.